Messenger RNA from Entamoeba invadens IP1, 1152 nucleotides. RefSeq names its product 1-O-acylceramide synthase precursor, putative. The transcript has a single exon. Gene Ontology annotation, biological process: lipid metabolic process. The record is from RefSeq and is a predicted model, not a curated record. NCBI's taxonomy places the organism in Eukaryota, Evosea, Mastigamoebida, Endamoebidae. The coding region runs from base 1 to 1152 and encodes 383 amino acids.
AUGGUACUUUAUCUAUUGUUAGCAGUUGCUAUCUCCGCGAAGUGCUCAACAAGAAAGCCCGUUGUGUUGAUCCAUGGUAUAUUAUCUAGUGUUCUUGAAGCCGAGGUGAAUAUCCCAGACGAUUUAGAAAUGCCUGAAGACUGUGCUCGACAACGUGAUAAUUUUAGAGUGUGGCAAGUUGCUGAAGACCUCAAUCCCAAGAAGAAUCGGUGUUUAUUAAAGUACAUGACACCCGUCUAUAACACUGAAACAGGUGUUUUAGAAGACUUAGAAGGUGUUAAUGUGACAGUCCCACAGUUUGGGUCAACGUAUAGUAGCAGUUGCUUGGAUCCUGGGAUGUUGACAUGCUCGUUAACUGAGUAUUUCCGCCCACUCAUCAAGAAAUUGAACAAAUUGGGAUAUGUUGAUGGCGUCGAUUUAUACGGAGCGCCGUAUGACUGGAGAUACACUGGCGGUGAUUUCUAUGCGAAGAGACUUGAGAACCUCUUAAAAAGUAUUAAAGAGAAAACAGGCAAGAAAGCAGUGUUGGUGAGCCACUCCAUGGGAUGCCCUGUCACAUUUGAUGCAUUAAGUAAAUUUAAUCCAGAAGACUAUGUUGAAAGAUGGGUCACUGUUGGUGGUGCCUGGCUUGGUGCUGUUGAAUUGUUGAAUGAGGUGUUGAAUGGUAUUGAUGGUGUUCCAGUCCCCAAGGAUAUGACCAUUGAUUUGGUCAGACACAUUCCGGCGAUGUUUUACAUGACACCUCGUGGAGAACAAAUUACUGGAGAGUUAGUCAAAGUUGGAAACGAUGUUUACACUGUUGACAAUAUUGGCGAUUUGUAUGAAAAACUUCCUGGUAUGGAGGUGUAUGGUAAAAAGUUAUACAAUGAGAUAAAACCAACGGCUCCGAUUAUCAAGAAGGCUCCUGUUAAAGUGUACUGCACAUUUUCCGAUGGGUUUGAAACACCAAGAAGACUUGAAGGAAGUGAUGUGUAUUCCAGUUUCAAUGUGACAUACGAUAACGGAGAUGGCGUUGUCAAUAUUGAAUCUUUACAAUUUUGUAAUACACCGGGAUUUGCUGAAGAGGUGAAGUACUUUGGUAAAUAUCAACACAAAGGAUUGCUUGGGGAACAAGUUUUAGUUGACUACUUACAACCGAUGAUUUGUGAGUAA